Molecule: messenger RNA, 2924 nt
Organism: Micropterus dolomieu (smallmouth bass)
Lineage: Eukaryota; Metazoa; Chordata; Actinopteri; Centrarchiformes; Centrarchidae
Gene: cdc42ep1a
Product: CDC42 effector protein (Rho GTPase binding) 1a
Exons: 4
Coding region: 771-1964 (397 amino acids)
Source: RefSeq, a predicted model, not a curated record
ACACCCGACGCACCAGCGGGACAGUCCGGCUGCACCACCGGCUCUCUCGGACCACACCAACCUAAAACAUAUUUCUGUUGGAAAGCUAAUUAAACUGGAGUCUCCUAUUCUUCGUGUCGCAGUUUGCUUAGGAAUCAGAACCUGUAGAGCUAACCAGGGUGGUAGCAGCCAGGGCUUGCCCAAAAAGAGGUCCCCCCCGCCAGGGGAACGGAGGAGAUGAAGGAUUAGAGGAUAAUCCAGGAUGGUUCCAUGGUGCGACCGCAGAGCCGCUUGCAGCUGGACCUAUUUCUGAGCUGAUGUCGACAAAGCCAAAGCCCAAGGCAAGUGGGGGAAACCAGGCGACCUGACCACACUCCAACUGGCCCGGGUGCUUCCAGGAACACAAGUGCACAGUGUUCUUGUCAAUGUCUGUUUAAUUCAGCCAGCCAGCUAUGCCUUAACAACAAGCUACAAAGAGUGGGACAGAGUUCGGCCUGCACAUAAUAAACAGAGAUAAUAUUCCAGUGAACUAUUUGGCGCUGCAGGCCUGGAGUUAAACUUUUCAGCCAUAGAAAUUACACGGUUUCAAGAUCUUGGAAUAACCUUACAGAGAUUCUUUUCUAUUUUAUUUAUAUCUGUCAGUGAUUUUGACAUAAAUCUAAGAGGAGAAAAGUUGAACGCUGCUUAGUGAAGCUGAAGUUCAGUUUUGCCAUUCAGUGGGAUUAAAGGCAAUUCCAGACAUUGUUUAAGGUUGAUUUUCAAGAAACAUUGAACAUUCGCCUCUUGUGACCAUGAAUCUUCAGGAAAAGCUGUCAGGCCUAAAAGGUCUGGUCUCACACUCGCACAGCAAGCGGCGCUUUAAAGGCGACCUCACAUUGGACAUGAUCAGCCCUCCUCUGGGUGAUUUCCGUCACACCAUGCAUGUUGGCCGUGGCGGUGAUGUAUUCGGGGACACCUCCUUCCUCAGCAACCAUGGCGGCACGGCCAAUGGGAACAACGUGGAAACGGAUUCUAUCUCCACCCCUGACAACAAGAUUGGAGCGUUCUUCUCCAGGACCCUUCGUCAAAUCAGGAGGGGCUCUGACAACCGACCCAGAGAAGAAUCCAAGGAGCUGUCGCCGCCACCUCCUGCCGUUUCUCCCAUAAUCAAGAACGCCAUCUCCCUCCCCAGGCUGGAUGUGGAUAUGCCUAAUGGGAGUCUCACUACCAAACUGCUCUUCCCCAGUUCUCAAAGCACGCCAGAGGAGAAGAAAAGCUCUUAUGGUCUGGAGUCUGGUUUUGUCACUCUGCCUCGUCUCUCCCGCUCUGAGCGUCAGCAGCCUUCCAUCUCUCUCCCCAUUGCCUGCUCCCCUAACAUCCACCGCGGCUCUCUGACCGACCCUACUGACGCCAUCUUAUCCACUUGCUCCGCCUCCGUUAUGACCUCUGAACCCAAACACGCUACCACCGCCUACUCUGACUCCCUUCCCUCCCUCACCUCCCUGGACACCUUCACCUUUGACCUUGGGCCCUCCCUCAUGAGCGAGGUGUUUGGCCUGAUCGACGGUCACCCAGAGGAGCAUGGCCACGUCUGGGAGGUUGAGGAGGCAGGGUCAGCGUGUGGGCUGACCAAUGAGGGAUCAGAGAUGGACUCUGCUACUAUCUCAUACGUGGAUUCCCUGCUGAGGGAGGACUAUGGAGGCAGGAAGAGCCCGCAUGGGGCUGAAUGGGAGGAAGAGGAGGGGAGUGUGAUGGAUGUGAACGGAGUUGGGCUUUCUGUUAAAGUACCUGAUGUGGUGAUGGGAUCUCCUGAACGAGUGAGGCCGGGAAUGGAGAGUGCACGGUUCCAGAGUGCUACUGAUGUGCUUGCACGCCACUAUGGCGUCAGCCUCUUAAAGGGACAGAGCAGGAUGGAGGUUGCAGAUUCGGAGAUGAUGAUCAUCAGCCAGCCCAAGAAGAAUAUGUCCUACAAUUACAUGGAUGACGAGGAUGAAAUCAAAGUCUAAGCUGAGAAAAUCAGAGAUUUUUUUGAUGAUUUUUCUGUAAUUCCAAUCAAAUCAGUCAUCUAAAAUGUUUUACGGUCAAUGAGGCUGGCUCUUUUGACAGGAUUUCCAUUACAAACUACACUACUAAGUGAAUCCAGUAUCCUUAAUAUUGGAUGCUUUACUUUCAUACAAUCAUGGUUUAAGGAUGUAUAGUUUUGAUGCAAAACAUUUGCUGAAUGUAUCUAAAAGGAAUGAAAGACUUGCACGUUUCCAAGCUCAGCAUUGACGGGAGAAUGCUUUUUUCCAAAAGCCAUGACUUAAGAAGGACUGAAACAAAGAAGAGUUGUGGAAGAUGAGGAUGCGCAAGAUAAUGUGGUUAAGAUCGUCUCAAAGGAAACACCAACAUGAUUUAAAGUUACAAAGCCUGUCAUUCACUUUCUACUUUACACACUUCUUCACCUAUAAGGGGAGAAGAUUCUCGGUGGUCCCGGUCACUAGAGAGGAAGUGAAAAAAUAGAUGUUAUCUUAUUACAACCUUCUGGCAUCUCUUGUCAGCUUUUCACUCAGGAAUACACUACCAGGAAACAAAAAGGAAAGGGAAAUGAGAGAUCUGGAAUCUCAGGCCUCCUCAGAUAAACCAGAUAAAUGAAAUUACUCAGUUAUUAAACUACAUGGAUUGAGGGAAUAUGACAAGUAGUAACAGUGUUUGUUAGUUGCAACUAAAGGCUGAACCAUAUAAUUGCUCAUUUUAUGCUGCAGACCUUAGAUACUCUGUGCACCUUUUAUGAUUAUGAAGUCCGACUCCUGUAUUGAUUUUUAUAGAAGAAUUGUCAUUUAUAUGUUCUUUUAUACAACUGUACAUAUAUCAACUGACCUCUUAUAAAUAUGUACUUCACAUCCAUGGUCACAUCCAUAUGCUGCAGUCAAUACCAAUGAUAUACUAUGAUGAUAUAAAUUGACAAUAAAGAAAGUAAGGUUGAA